AUGGGUACUGAGGCCGACAUCGAGAAAGUCCCCUCCGCUUCGGCUAGUGCGAGACCGGAGGAGACCAAGGGCACGAGCAGUGUGUAUGUGGACGUCGAGGCGGAGAGGAGCUUUGUGCGCAAGGUGGACUUUUAUGUCCUGCCUUUGCUGUGUUUGAUGUACUUCUUCGACUGCAUGGACCGCAGCAACCUGGCCAACGCCAAAACCGACGGCCUGGAGGUGGACAUCAACCUUCAGGGCAACGACUACUCGUUGCUUAUUUUGCUGUUUUAUAUCCCCUUCGGUCUGUUUGACUUGCCCUGGAACCUGCUGAUUAAACGGUACUCGGCGCGGAUUAUGCUGUCAUUUAGCUUCUUCGCCGGCUCGACCUUCUACUUCACGCUCUUCUACACCCGCAACGAAAUGGGCUUCCGCCUCGCCAUCCUGCAGUCCUUCGCCGUCCUCGCCUCCGCCUUCUCCGGCCUCAUCUCCUUCGGCCUCUUCCAGAUUAACCACCCCACCGUGAAAGGCUGGCAGUGGCUGUUUAUCGUGGAGGGGUCGAUGACGCUCAUCAUCGGGGUGAUUGGGUUCUGGUGGCUCCCGGACAGAGCGCAGAGCGCGUGGUUUCUGAACGAGCGCGAACGAGCGGCGGCUUCUGCACGCUUGCUGCGUGAUACCUCGGCCGAGGUCGAGACGAAGCUCGAGCUCAAGGCUGCGUUUAAGACGUGGAGCGAUUGGAAGUUCCCCGUCUGGGCGGUCAUCACCUUUACGUACCCCGUUGCGUACGCGACGGCGAUGAAUUUCUUCCCGAUUAUCGUCGCGCGCCUCGGCUACAGCGUGAUCAAAACAAACCUGUGGACCGUCGCCCCGAACCUCGUCGGCGCGGUCGUCCUGCUCGCCGUUGCCAAAUCCUCCGACUACUUCCGCGAGCGCAGCAUGCACAUCAUCCUCAGCCUGCUCAUCUCGCUCGUCGGCAUGCUGAUUCUCGCAGCCAUCAAUGUAGGCAACAACAAGGGCGUCGCGUACUUCGCGUGCUUCCUGCUCGCGAGCGGCGCGUAUAUACCCACGUGUUUGGUGCACGCGUGGCACAACAACAAUAACACGGAUGAGAACUCAAGGGCGGCUAAUACGGGGUUCUUUGUUGGGCUGGGGAAUAUCGCGGGUGUGUUGAGUGCGGCGACGUUCAGGACGGAGUAUGCGCCGCGCUAUGUGCCGACGCUGGUGGCGACGUGCGCGUGUAAUGGGGUUUGUAUUCUGGCUACGGCGUUUUUGGGAUUCUGGAUGAGGGCGGAGAAUCGACGGAGGGAUAAGGCGCAGGGGAGGAGGAUUGUGGCGGGCCAGGUUGAGACCAGGAUGCUGGGGGAGGGCGAGGGCAGUCCGGAGUGGCGGUAUUUCUUGUAA
Messenger RNA from Aspergillus mulundensis, 1380 nucleotides. RefSeq lists its product as uncharacterized. Gene Ontology annotation, molecular function: transmembrane transporter activity. The record is from RefSeq and is a predicted model, not a curated record. Gene Ontology annotation, cellular component: membrane. The transcript is spliced from 6 exons. Bases 1 to 1380 code for a protein of 459 amino acids. Gene Ontology annotation, biological process: transmembrane transport. NCBI's taxonomy places the organism in Eukaryota, Fungi, Ascomycota, Eurotiomycetes, Eurotiales, Aspergillaceae.